Molecule: messenger RNA, 843 nt
Organism: Camellia sinensis
Lineage: Eukaryota; Viridiplantae; Streptophyta; Magnoliopsida; Ericales; Theaceae
Source: RefSeq, a predicted model, not a curated record
AUGGCAGGAAGAAUCCUUGUAAUAUUGGAUGAUGUUUGGAAGAGACUAGGAUUGAAUGAUAUUGGAAUUCCAUGUGGAGAUCAUUACAAGGGUUGCAAAAUUGUGAUGACUUCAAGAAGUGAAGAUGUAUGCAUUGGCAUGGACACAGACAAGAAUUUCAAGUUGACACAAAUGGCAGUUGUGAAGGAAUGUGGAGGCUUGCCGAUUGCUAUUGUUACAGUUGGGAGGGCUCUUAGAUCCAAAAAAAUACCUUCAUGGGAUUCUGCUCUUGAACAAAUGCGAAAGUCUAUGGUCAAAAACAUCACUGAAGAAUAUGCAAUUGGGAUAGAGUUGUUUGAGCACAUUGAUAAUGUGAGCCAAGCAAAAGACAGGUUCAAAAAAGAGUGUGUCAAAAUGUAUGAUGUCAUACGUGAUGUGGCUAUAUCAAUUGCAUCCGAGCAACAUUCGUUUAUGGUGAGAUGUGACGAAGUACUAGAAGACUGGCCAGAGAAUGUUCGACUAAAAAAUUAUGCUGUAAUUUCAUUAAAACUUGAUGGUAUGCAUGGGCUUCUUGGUAGUUUAGAAUUUCCAAAUCUCAAGCUUCUACAGCUGGAUUGCAAUGCUAGAUUACCACGAAUCUCAUAUGAUCUCAACAAAAGAAUGGAGGUCAAAGUACAAGAGACCCAAGAUAGUUUCUACCAAGGAAUGAAAGAACUUAAAGUGCUAGCUUUAUCCUAUAUGUUCAGCUCAUUGCCAACGUCAUUUGGAUGCUUGAUCAACCUCCGAACCUUGUCACUUUUUCGUUGCCGACUUAUUGAUGAUGAUAUCUCUGUAAUCGGAGCAUUAGAGAAUCUGGAAAUUUGA